This is a messenger RNA of Rhipicephalus sanguineus (brown dog tick), 412 nucleotides long. Its product is annotated as ras-related protein Rab-27B-like. The record is from RefSeq and is a predicted model, not a curated record. NCBI's taxonomy places the organism in Eukaryota, Metazoa, Arthropoda, Arachnida, Ixodida, Ixodidae. The coding region runs from base 42 to 344 and encodes 100 amino acids. Gene Ontology annotation, molecular function: GTPase activity; GTP binding. The transcript is spliced from 3 exons.
UAAUUUUGUUUCAGUGGGCAGAUGCACCCUUGGCCAUAAUAAUGUUCGACACUUGCAACGAGCCUUCCUUCCAGCACGUCUCAACAUGGGCCUCGAGGCUCUCGAAGAACAGCACCUGCGGUCCUAAAAUUGGCGUCUUGGUGGGAACCAAGGCAGACCUCAAGGAACGCCGUCGCAUUUCAUCCAAGGAAGGUCAGGAGAUGGCGGAAAAGAUCGGUUUCCACUACGUGGAGUCAUCAGCGAAAGAAGGCGAAGGGGUUCAGGAACCAUUCUUCUAUCUCGCAAGCCAGUGGCACAAGACCCACAACGAGAGAAGCGAACUGCAAGAUGGCGACGUCUUGUGAACCGACCGCACCUAACGCUGCUGUGUCUACGCUUUUUCGUGCACCCAGUUGUACGGACAAUAAACAAA